GCCACGCCCCGGGCCAGCCCCCGGGUCUCGCCCCCCACCACCACCUUAGGCUGCACCCCCGACGCUGUGGGGCUCCCACCUCCCGGCUCAGCUCGGGGGCGCUCAGGCCUCCCUCCCCAGGGCCCCCUGGAAUCCCCGCCCCAUCCAAGCCUCGGCUUCCUCCCAGGCUGGGCCGCGGGCGGGGGACCCUGCGCCCGGGGGGGGGGGGGGUUCGCGGACCAGGCAGGCGACCUCCCCGAACUUCCCUUUCCCCCUGUGGCUCCGCGCCCCGCGAAGCCAGAUAGAGCCGGUGCCCCUCCUCUCAGGCGCCCAGCACUGGACCACCGCUGUGGGGUGGACGCCAGUCCCGGGGCACCCCCCAUCCCACACCGUCCGCCCCUGGCCCACGGGGUCGGCGGAUCCCAGCUGUUCCCUAGUAAGUGCUUGGAGCCCCAUUUUCGCAUCUGUCACACAGAAGGAGCUAGCUCAAGUUUAAGGCUGUGCCAGGGAGUGUGGCUGCUGGUGGCGGCCAACCAGCGGGGACCACAGGAACACUUUCCACCCAGGAGACUUUGAAAUGACACUCCAAGUCUCCUGGGGUACAGGAGGCUGACGCGUUGGCGACCUUGGGCCCAUGGGGACGGAGAGCAGAGUGAGCAUCCAGCAUGAGUGAGGGUCACCGGCUCCCAGGUAACGGGCAGUUCGCAGGACAGCGUGGGCCUCCUGGCUGGGUCCACCACCUGACUACCCCUUCUGAGAUGCCACGUCCACCAGGACCUUCUGCAUUCCCUUUGGGGUGCUGAGAAACCACACCCCACGUGUCCCCUGUGAAAAGAGCCCUGGCACUCACAGAAGCUGGGCGGGUGCCCACCCCUGCUUGCGGCUCCCAGCUCCACCUCCCUCACUCCAAACUGCUGAAGAAACGGCUGUGGAAGCACGCGUCCGUGAGAAGGCUCCCAGUUCCUUGCAUUGUUGCAAGGCACAGCUUCGGAUCCUAUCACGCCCUGCAGCGUGCUCAGAGGGGCCUCCAGGGCUGUCCCCAGUCCUGCCCAGCCAGCUGCAGCUCCCAGGGGACACACUGCGCCUUUCUUGAGCUGCUGUCUGGAGAUGGACUCAGAGGAGGGCUGUCUGCUCAGUGUGUCUGCUGCUGGUCCCAUCUCCAUUUUCCCUGUGCAUCCAGACACAGGUGCCAGGCUCUGCCUUGAUCUCCAGAAAUGACCCUGGACACCUGGAGAGGCUUUGGAGGGCAGUGGCCACAGGGUGGGUGAAGGACUGGUCUCCCGCUCCUGCUUGGGGCCAGAUCUGGGGCACCAGGCUGCUGAUGAAGCCAUUCUCAAGUCCUGGGAACCCACCACUGGACUCCAGGCCAUGCCACCCGCCGAACGGACAGGACCAGGGCAGGGCCUUUACCUGGGAUGUGUUCAGGCUCCCAGAAAAAUAAACACAUUAACCGCUUGGCCAGCCCAGUCUGUGAACAGAGGCGGAAAUAGGCUGCAGAGGCCGGACCCCAGCCCAGCCUGGCGUGACUCACCUGCAGCCCCCACCCAGGGCAGGUGUUGGGCAUGGGGGUUGGGUGGUGUCUGUUGCAGGGGUGGGGGUUGGGGGUGUCUGCACUGGGCGUAUCUUGGGGAGACUGGGGGUUUCUGGGGCAUUGGGGGUGUUUGGAGGGAGAUUGGAGGUAGGUAUCUGGAGUUGGGAGUGUCUGGGGGUCAGGGUGCCUGGGGGAGGCUGAGGGUGUCUGGGGUGGGGGUCAGCACUGCAGCCAGAGCAUUCACAGCCCCAGGUCCGUGGGAUCGCUGGGCAGGUGUGCCCAGAAUCUGCUCCAGUUGGGGAAAAGGAAGCAGCAGAAAGCAGAGCCUGAGCAGCCUGGCUGAUUCCAACCCCGGCACCUCUCUGGACCGGUCUCCUGUCUGGGAAGUGGGUGCGGUGAAGCCCCCUGACUGCUCUUGGAGGUAUAAAAGUUCCUCCCUCUUGCCCCAGCCUCCACCCCCACCCCAUCCCCGCAGCUCAGCCUUUUGGCCUGGAGGCUGGACAGGAAGCAGCCCCAAGCAUGCAGGCUCCUCUGCCCCACCUGCUGUCCCCCAGGCCCUGGUCCGGCCCCACAUAUGCUUUUCCUCCCCUCGCUCCACUACUCCUGCCCUCCACCCCAUGGACGCCGCAGGCGCUGUGGGACUCCAUUCUUCCCAAGCUGUAGGGCCCUGGGGGGUGAGACUGGAGCAGGUUUGGGAGGGGCACAAAUUAGGUUGGGACUGGUGCUUGCUGGCCUCUCUCCUCCCACAGGGUCCUCCUGGACCUGGGCCCUCCAGGUCCCCCUGCCUUGGUCCCUGUGGUCCCUGCUCCUGCAGGCCCCCCAGUUCAGGUACCAGUAGACAGCUCCUCUGCUGCCUGAGGUCUUGGCCUUCCUCCCUGUGCCCCAGACCCAGAGGCAGUGGCUGUGGAACGUGGCUGUGGAACGUGACCCUUCUCCCUUGCCUGCAACUGUUUGCCCCCUCCGCCCACCACCACCCUGGCGGAGGGAGCUGUUGCUAAGGAGCGGUGGGACAUCCAGGAGGGUCCUCAGACACCACCUGUGGCGGGCAGGGGCUGGGGGCCCAUCCCCUACCCCGGCCUGGCCCUGCACAUCCUAGCUGCCUGAGGGACGUGGAGUCCCAGCAGAAACUGGGGGCUCCAGGACCUCUGCUGGCAGUGGGCUGCUCCCAUGGCCUGUGCUUGGCCCAAGGAUGGCCAAGCCACGCCUACACCUGGACCUGUCCUUCAGGUGAGGCUCGGCCAUCCCGACCAGUUGGCUGAGCCUGACUGCGCACAGAGUCUCGCGCCGGCAGGGGACCCCUGGGAAAGGCAUGCUGCCCCCUGCUCCCUGUCAGGCCCCCCAACCCCAACCCCCAAAUGCAGUGGCCACUUCUCAGGCCCCAGCCCAUGGGGAUCCUCUGCCUGGCUCUCCCCCUGCAGCUCUGAGGGUCCCCCCUGCCUCUCGACCUCUGCUCUUCCAUGCCAGCUAGGGUGUGGCCUUGUCUACUCUCAGGCCCCGCAAGACCCUCCUCGUGCUUGCGACCCUGAGAAGCACUGGAGCUCAGGCUCCCCGGGACCCCACACCUCUCGGCUCGGGCAGAACUCCGUCUGUGACCCCGCUUGAUCCCGCUGAUGCCCUCCGCACGUCAGGCUUCCCUCUGGGUCCCUCUCUCUCCUUUGUGCCGACAGCCAGACCUAGGCAAAUGCUGGGCUUAUAUUGCCUGGGCCACGGCCCGCCAAGGCUGGUAGAGCCUCCACCUACCCCAGUGCCUGGGACAGUGCCUGGAACAGAGCAGGUGCUCCAUGAAUGCAGGUAAGGAAGGGAGAUAGCGCCCCCACAAACCAGUGGAGCCACCAGCCCUGUCCCUCCCUGGUCCAGUCUCUGCCCACGCAGUGGCCGAAGGGAACCUCCCACCAAACCACCCACUGCUAUGGUCCGGUGUCCUGGCUGGGCCUCCGCCCUCUCUGCCUCAGCCACCACUCAUGUCUCAUCCGCCCAGGAGGGCUGCCUGAUGGCCUGGCUGAUGGAGCCCCCAACACCGAGUACCUGACCCUAUACUCAGCUGGGCUCCGUGUCCCUGCUGAGUGCAGCACGGGUGCGAGCCCACCUUGUUCCUUGAUCCUGCUGUCCAGGAUCAAGCUCGGCUGACCUGACGUCACAGCCCCUGCAAGUCCCCCUAAUCUCAGUGUGGAGCAUUCCGGGCCCAGGGGACAGAGGACAUGGAGGUACCGUGAAGAGUGACACCAGGUGAAGGACAGGUACCCAGUCUUCUGCAGGCCAGAGUGGAGGGCAGGAGGGCGGCAGCCAGGCCUUGGCCUGGGGCUGAGCCAGUGGGGCUGGGCUGUGUGCCAAGCAUGAGCGCUCCUCCAGCCUGCGGGGAGGGGAAGGCCUUGCCCCACCUUCCUGCUCCGACCGCAGUCCCCCCUCCUUGGUGAGUCAGCACUGAGAGCUAGGCAGAACCACUUGGGGGGCUGGGAGAGGAGUGGGAGGCGGUCGGGGAC
This is a messenger RNA of Lutra lutra (Eurasian river otter), 3990 nucleotides long. Its product is annotated as trinucleotide repeat-containing gene 6B protein-like. The record is from RefSeq and is a predicted model, not a curated record. The transcript is spliced from 4 exons. NCBI's taxonomy places the organism in Eukaryota, Metazoa, Chordata, Mammalia, Carnivora, Mustelidae. Bases 1348 to 2508 code for a protein of 386 amino acids.